UCGUAACAUGCAACACAUCCAUACAGUAUGAAGCCCUAUGGGCCACAGAGGCGCUAGGAAAAUCACGGAGCUGGGACCUUACCACCUCUCUCUCUUUCUCUCUCUCUCUCUCUCCUCUCUGGCCGUCAGCGGACUCCUUUCUCUGAACACGUCUUUCUCUGAAAUGUGUGUGUGCGCGAAAGAGAGAGGAGGAAUAAAGUGUGUGUGUGCGUGUGAGGGUGCAUGUCCGGAGCAAGUAAAGGCAGGGGGAUUAUUCGGCGCUAUCGAAAUAUUUCAACACGUCGCCCUCGCUGCAGGACUGAAGCCAAUAAGAAGGAACCCUUUUUAACAGGAAUGCCGAUAUUGUAAACAGCAGCAGAAGAGAAAGAAUGCGCCGCGGUCAAUUAAGUGACUCACCCCAGUUGGUUUAAUUCGACUUAAUGUCCGAAAGCCAGCGAGACACAGAAGGUGUCCGAUGCGCGUCAAGCUCCGAAGAAAAUCGCUCCCGCCACACUCUUGAAGAUUAAUGGAGAGCAUUUUUGCAUUUCACUUUGCAGACUUUUGAUCAGAAUUCAGCGAAGAACUGUAGAGUUGCCAGCAACUUGUCAAAGAAAUAGUGGAUGCUUGUUCCUGCCGAGGUUGAAAGAGGAUUUUCCUAAGCUUUCCAGCUUCAGAUUUAUUUUUUUCUCUUUUUUAUUUUGUCCUCACUUACUGCUCCUUGUACGCAGGCUCCACUCUUGUAAGAAAUAUUGUUCUCCAUCCAACCAGUCGUCUACAUUUGUUGCCUGCACUUGGAUGAACUUCCUGAUGAGAGAUCCAGUCAUACAGGGAUCAAGUAUGGCAUAUCAUCCGUUUAUACCUCACCGGGGUCCGGAAUUUGCCAUGAGUGCAAUGCUGGGUCACCAGCCUCCUUUCUUCCCGGCCCUGGCUCUCCCUCCCAGCGGCUCCCUCUCGCUGCCGGGCGCCCUCGGGAAGCCGAUCAUGGACCAGCUGAUGGGAGCCGCGGAGACCGGCUUGCACUUCUCCUCUCUGGGGCACCAGGCUGCGGCCGCCCACCUCAGGCCUCUGAAGACUCUGGAGCCUGAGGAGGAGGUGGAGGACGACCCAAAAGUUCACCUGGAAGCCAAGGAGCUUUGGGAACUCUUCCACAAGAGAGGCACUGAGAUGGUGAUCACAAAAUCUGGAAGGCGAAUGUUUCCCCCGUUCAAAGUGAGGUGCACCGGUCUGGACAAGAAGGCCAAAUACAUACUGUUGAUGGAUAUAGUUGCAGCUGACGACUGCAGGUACAAAUUUCAUAACUCCCGCUGGAUGGUGGCAGGAAAGGCCGACCCCGAAAUGCCAAAGAGGAUGUACAUUCACCCGGACAGUCCGGCUACUGGCGAGCAGUGGAUGUCAAAAGUCGUCAAUUUUCACAAACUCAAGCUGACAAACAACAUCUCCGACAAGCAUGGAUUUGUAAGUUCAACUAAUACUAUUCUUAACUCGAUGCACAAAUAUCAGCCUCGAUUUCACAUUGUGAGGGCCAACGAUAUUCUCAAACUGCCGUACAGUACCUUCAGGACUUACGUUUUUCCUGAAACGGAUUUCAUUGCCGUGACUGCUUAUCAGAAUGACAAGAUAACCCAACUGAAAAUAGACCAUAACCCAUUUGCCAAAGGAUUCCGUGACACUGGCAAUGGGAGGCGGGAAAAGAGGAAACAGCUGGCUCUGCAAUCCAUGCGUUCAUACGAGGAGCAGCAGAAAAAGGAAAACGGGGCCUCAGACGACUCCUCUGGAGAGCAGGCUUCCUUUAAGUGCUUCGGCCAGGCCUCGUCCCCCGCCGUGUCCACAGUGGGCCCCCCACACCUGAAAGAUUUCUGCGACAGCGAUGAGGACAGCGACGAUGAGAGCAAAGAUGGACACAACAAAGAUGGUCCGGACUCCAGCAAGAUUUCCACCACGACAGAGGACGGGAAGGAUCAUGAGGCGAGCCCAGCUAAGGGGCAUCCCUUCAGUAACAGUGACUCUACCAGCAGGAACCGCGAAAGCGGCCCCAGGACUGAGAAAAGCCAGGCAGACUCACGGCAGAGUCCCAUCACUGUCAUCUCCAGCACCACACGCUCUGGAGAAGACCUCAAGAGCCCGAAUCUGGACCAGCCCAAAACGGACGAAUGUAGGUCAAUAAGCAAGGACAGCUUCAUGCCUUUGACUGUUCAGACUGACAGCGCACACAUAGGCCACAGCCACCUGCAUAAUUUUGGAUUUCCAACAGGCCUAACAGGACAACAGUUUUUCAAUCACCUCGGGAGUGCACAUCCGUUUCUCUUGCACCCCAGUCAGUUCAACAUGGGAGGUGCUUUUUCAAACAUGGCCGCGGGCAUGGGACCGCUACUGGCAGCCGUGUCCACGGGAGGGGUGAGCACCAUGGACACAACUAGCAUGGCAUCCCCUCCGCAGAGCUUGACGGGGGCGCCAGGCCUUCCCUUUCAUCUGCAGCAACAUGUCUUGGCAUCACAGGGCCUUGCCAUGUCUCCGUUUGGCAGUUUGUUCCCUUAUCCGUACACUUACAUGGCCGCAGCCGCGGCAGCCUCGUCGGCCGCCUCAUCCUCGGUGCACCGGCACCCCUUCCUGAACGCAGUGCGCCCCAGACUCAGGUACAGCCCUUACUCCCUCCCCAUGACGGUACCGGACAGCACCCUGCUCACCACCGCCAUGCCCUCCAUGGCCAGCGGCGGGACGGAGCUGAAAGGAGACGGCAUCGUCCCGGCCAGCCCGGUGUCCGCUGUCACCCUGGAUUCCACAUCGGAGGUGACGAGCCACUUGUCCACGAUAUCCUCCGGAUCGGUCUCCAUGUCCCCAAAAACUUGCACGGAGAAGGACGCCGCCAACGAGCUCCAGAGCAUCCAGCGGCUGGUCAGCGGACUGGACACGAAUCAGGACAGGCCACGGAGCGGAUCCCCUUAGGAUUUUCUUUAUUUUUGAAAAAAAAAAAACAGCAUAAAAAAACUCACCACCUGCUUCUCGUUUCGUUGGUAUCAUGAAAAGUGUUGACGCUAAUGAAGACAUUUAACAAUAGGAGGACAGACACCCUGGUAGAAUCAUGCAGGUUUUAAAAGGAAAAAAAAUAACAGCUAAAAACGUGAACUGUUGGACUUUUUAGUUUCUGAAAUGCACUUUGUUUAAUACAUCUAAUAUGUAUAUUUCUUUCAUUUGUUUCUUAUUUUUCUCCUUAAAUUAAACAACACUUUAUCCUGUCAUUUGAAUACCGUACAAGUAUUGAAGCUUAAACGUUGGCAUGGGGUGUGACUUACAGAUUUGUAGGAGAAGUUGCUGCUGUGUCCCGUCUCCUAACUUUAUUGUACACGAGGAGAGAUGUGUUUUAAUAUGCACUCUGAACUGAUUUGACUUAUUUGAAUUCACGACCGUUUGACCUACCUUUUUAAAAAAAGACUGCUGUAUUUUGUUGUACACUAUUAAUUGAUCGAUUGAACAAACGUUGCAUGCUCUCCAAAAGAACCCAACCGAAUGUCCAUUUUGUUUUUAAAGUAUAGCAAAUAUUAUGUUUUAAAUAUAUUCAACACACUCGUAAUUUUCUUUUUGAUUGGUUUGUCAAUUUUGAAAGAGCAAAUUUCAAAAAUUAAAAAAAAAAAAAAAACAGAAAA
Messenger RNA from Acanthochromis polyacanthus (spiny chromis), 3620 nucleotides. It is a transcript of the gene tbx3a, whose product is annotated as T-box transcription factor 3a. Gene Ontology annotation, molecular function: DNA-binding transcription factor activity, RNA polymerase II-specific; RNA polymerase II cis-regulatory region sequence-specific DNA binding. NCBI's taxonomy places the organism in Eukaryota, Metazoa, Chordata, Actinopteri, Pomacentridae. Bases 775 to 2922 code for a protein of 715 amino acids. Gene Ontology annotation, cellular component: nucleus. The record is from RefSeq and is a predicted model, not a curated record. Gene Ontology annotation, biological process: positive regulation of cell population proliferation; cardiac chamber development; positive regulation of DNA-templated transcription. The transcript is spliced from 7 exons.